Molecule: messenger RNA, 2093 nt
Organism: Stylophora pistillata
Lineage: Eukaryota; Metazoa; Cnidaria; Anthozoa; Scleractinia; Pocilloporidae
Product: tolloid-like protein 2
Source: RefSeq, a predicted model, not a curated record
CAUUUUUCAGGCGCCAUAAGCCAUCACUUAUCAGUUGUUCUGUGCACGAGGGAGAGCAUUCUGGGAUUUACUUCGAAUCUUUGGAAUUUUCAGGAAGACAAUGUAUCUUUGGUGCCAGCUUUUAGUCGUCCUAUCGGCACUCUCUUAUGUGAAGCUAGUUCUCUCUAAUGAUGGGUCUAUCACCGGAAUAACUUUCAGAGCGAGGACGAGUUUCAUCGCGUACCAUUUCAACAAAACCUCUUCUUUCCCGGGGGUCACAUUCAAGCUUGAAUUCUCAUCAACAAGCUGCAAGGGAGACUUGAUAUUAGUGACGAGUAGGGACACUGAUAACUUCUUCAAAAUUGUCUUAGACAAUGAAGUUAAGGCUACCUUUCAUUACAAACUUGGAGAUGAGAACAUUAGUGUAUCAGCGACACUUCUUGCAAACAAAUCAUUCUGUGAUGGACAUAGACAUAUCAUACAGUUUGAACGAUAUGGAAAAACAAUUAAGUCUAGUAUUGAUGAUGGUCAAGAAGUACAGGAGAACAGGCCAGGAAUCACAUCCGUAAUCUUUAGUAAGCCAGACAAGAUUGUCCUCGGAGGAAUCUCAAGAAACAAGUUUGACGGCUGUGUUUACAGUGCAUCUGUGCUCUUCUACUGGAAAAAAGACACGAGUGCAAAUGUCCGUGUAAAUAUUAUAGAGCGCUAUCUCAACAAAGAUCCUAGUGUUCGGUCUGGCGCAGUGUUUGUUGGAGCUUGUCCUGAUUCUGCCGGAGUUGGUGAUCACAAAAACCACGAAUGCACGAGUUCCAACACAAAUAUCUCUAUGACCGACAAGCGUGGUGUUAUUGCAAGUCCUCGACUGGAAAACUCAAGUCACAUCAGUGAAUGCUUGUGGCGCAUCACGGCGCCUGGCAAUCAUCGUUUGAAGUUCACACUGCUGUUCUAUAAUGUUAGUAGUUUUGAAUCCUGUUCUAAGAGUGAAAUCAUUGUCUAUGACGGCUUAUUUCGUUCCCCAAAUAUUCUGGAAAGAUUCUCUUGUCCCAAGUCGAGCACAGCGUUGUUCACACGUGGUCAGCAUAUGAUGGUCAAGGCACGUCUUCCAACGCAGGAAAAGUAUCUUGAUUUCAUCGCCGUGUAUGAAGUUGUGGGAAUCGACGCAGGACCUUGUCCAAAAAACAGGAACCUAAGUGGCAUGUCUGGAACGAUACAGAGUCCAAACUUUCCAAAUAAUUAUGAAGUUGAGCAUGACUGCUCCUGGAUAAUAUCAGCGCCACGUGGUAAACACGUGCUCUUGUCGUUUAAUAAAACUGAAUUCCACAUACAUUCGUGUAAUAACACCUGUGAGUGCGACUUCCUUGAAGUCCGUACCGGAACUACUGCAGGAGGAAUUCUUCUGGGGAAGUUUUGUGGUGAUGUCUCUCCGUCUCCCAUCUACAUCAGCGGAAGACAUAUGUGGCUGCGUUUUGUCAGUAAUAAGUUCUCAAAUAACAAAGGAUUUCGUGCAACGUUUGAAGCCAUCAGCCCACUAAAAGACGAAUGUCCACGGAACAAGACGUUUACAGCUCAUAAAGGCUUUAUCCGCAGCCCGCGGUCUCCUUUAGAUUAUCCCGGCAAUAUGGAGUGCAUUUGGAGAAUCCAAGUUCCAGAAAAAUCCAGAGUUAGCUUUGUAUUCUCAGAUCCGAUCUACUUUGACCCAAACUGUACCGACGUAUUAGAAAUUAGAGAUGGAUUUCAUGAAAACAGUCCACCACUCAAUCGGUAUUGCGCUUCCUCGGCCACUCCUGGGACGAUUGAUUCAACGGGAAGAGAAAUGUUUGUGCGUUUUAAGUCAGACGGCUACAUACGAGAUCUUGAAGUUUCUGCGGCAGGGUUCCGAGCUAGUUACUAUGCUGUGGGUAUUAAGUCAGGUGCCGACACGUUCAAGACAAGCUCUUCUUCGAGUUAUGUUUUUUUCUUAACUUUCGUUUUGACUUCCUUGUUCUUAAGAUGACUGAGCACAAAAUAAUACUCCGACUGAGUCAGUUAUUCCUGUGUUGAUCGUUAUUCCUAGUUUCUACUCUUCUAUCAAUUCAGCAACGAUACGAAAAUCAUUAAACAAAAGUAAUUACUUA